GAGCGUCUCUUUCUCUCUCAGUUCCUCGCAAUCACAGUGACGGACAUCCCGCAUCCGAGCGCACUGGACUCAUUAACAUAAUGUAGUCAGUUCUUGAGCGAAUAGAUUUCAAGUUUUGAGACUCCGUCCACUCAUCCUGAAAUGUGCAAUGGACAGUUGCUGGCUCGACUCUGUAAGCAGUAUGCCUUAAAGAAUGAGAGUCUUAGGGAGGAGGACUGUUGAAUUGAUGAUGCGUGGAGAUGGACAAUGGAGGACCCGCAAGACUGCGUGACAAGCGGGUCAGUGCUGGUUUGAGUAAGUCAUAAAACGAGGAGAAACACACCCUGAAGCCAUGGGGAUACGACAUCUCCUACUUCUAUUGGUCUAUCUAGACCCACUCUGCGUCCUGAGCGCAUCCACAGCCAAGAGGAGCAAACCACCUCCAAAAAGACCUCCAAAAGUUAAGGAGGUCAACAGCACGGUUGCACCAACAGUGGCGCCCCGACGGAUCACCCAAGUCCAGGCACCCAUCAUCGGCGAUCAUGACACCUGUCUAGGCUACUAUGAUGUGAGUGGUCAGUACGACAAAGAGUUUGCCUGCAACAACACUGACCACCGGUACUGCUGCGGGAGCUGCUUUCUGCGCUUCUGCUGUCCCGUGAAAGCCAAACGACUGGAUCAGAGAGUCUGUACCAACUACAACACACCCGACUGGAUCAAAACCCAACCGCCUUCACCGGCACCCACAGGGGACACAUAUGACCCUGCACUGGACCAGACCAACACCACCGUCUACAUCACCUGCGGGGUCAUCGCCCUCAUCAUCAUCCUGGGGAUUUCUGCCAAAGUGGCCUACGAUAAAGCCACCAGACCACCUCAAGAGAUGAAUGUCCACAGAGCGCUGGCGGAUAUUUUGCGACAGCAGGGGCCUAUUCCCAUAUCACAGUACGAGCAUGAAAACAUCGGCGUUAUUGACACCUCGCCUAAAGAGAACACACCUGUGCGGACGUCCAAGAACCACUACACACCUGUGCACAACAAAAACAACCACGGGCAUUAUGGGAAAGAAAAUUUCCGCAGUGGUCAAGACAUGCACAACUUCAUCUCUUCAGGCUUCGUGACACUCGGCAGAGGACAUCUGAAAGCGCAGCACUCUGUGGAUGAUCUCGGGCAGCUGUCGUGGCAGGGCGAUCUAGACAUUCCUCUGUCUUACAAUAACCAUCCGCACGACUACACCAGCCACCUGGAUCUCACCGGCUCACACACACCCAAAAUAGGCCACCGAAUAGAGCACUACGAGAAGCCGAGAAUGAACAAUAUCCUGACGUCUCAGACGGAGCCGUACGACCUGUCCUUCUCCCGCUCCUUCCAGAACCUCACACACCUCCCGCCGUCAUACGAGAUGGCCAUGAAAGCAGACUUAGGUGAUAAGGAUGACGAAUACUACAUCCGCAAACACCAUCUGGCUGAGCCGCCACGCAGCUCAAACCUGCAGACGCAUAUGAUCAAGCUGAGUGUGGAGCCGCCGGCACCCCGCCAGAAGCCUAAACGCGUGCAGCGGGCCAUGUCUCAGGACCACGUGCUGUCCCCGGCCCGCUCUAAACCCCACCGUGACUACGGUCUGUCGUCGUACAGCGGCGGCGCCGGUGGUCUGUCCCCAUACCACGGCCGAAUCCUGUCGGAGGAGCAGCUGCUGUCCGCUGACCGACUGCACUCGCAGGACCCACUGCUCUCACCAGAGAAGAUGUUGUCGCUGCGGCGCUCGAACCUCCGCGAGAAGGCCAUGUCCCGAGCGCUGUCCCACACGGACAUGUUCAUGCCCACCACGCCUGUCAUGGACCGCCACUACAAGAUGAUGAAGAUGCACUCACACCCCAGCAGCUCCAACCACGAGAACUACAACACGCUGACAGUCAACAGCGCGCAGGCCGGCAACAAGAGGCAGGCGUUCGCCAACCGCCGCAUGCACACAGUGGACCACCUGCAAUACAUCCCGGGACACCACCAUCACCAGUACAGGACCGCCAGCAAGACAGAGGUCACCGUCUGAAAGACUCAGCCACUAAGGAGGUGGAGCUAGAGAAGACUGUUACAAACUGGUGGGUGUUUCUGAGUCAUCCAAUGAAAAGGAUCCCUUUUACCUGGCCCCACCCCUAAAUUAAUAUAAGCCAAUCAGGUAGCGUGGUAAAAAAUGCCCCUCAGUUUUGGUCAAGCCAAUCAAUUUUUCAUUUGUAUUAUUUAUUGCAGUUAACAUUAAUUUGAUUUAUAUUUCUACUCUAAUUUCCAUUUCUGUUUAUUUAUUAUGUAUUUUUCAGGAGGAAGUUCAUUUAAUUAUUAAGAAUUUACAAAUUUUUUGCAUUUCUGAGUUUGUGGGAGUUUUCAAACUGGUGGAUGUUUCGGAAUCGACCAUUAAAAAUUAUCCACCUUACUUGACCCCAACCCUAAACCCAGUUUGCCAAUCAGCUA
This is a messenger RNA of Danio aesculapii, 2445 nucleotides long. RefSeq names its product protein shisa-6 (gene shisa6a). The record is from RefSeq and is a predicted model, not a curated record. Gene Ontology annotation, biological process: regulation of AMPA receptor activity; regulation of short-term neuronal synaptic plasticity. Gene Ontology annotation, cellular component: postsynaptic membrane; postsynaptic density; dendritic spine membrane. The transcript is spliced from 9 exons. NCBI's taxonomy places the organism in Eukaryota, Metazoa, Chordata, Actinopteri, Cypriniformes, Danionidae. The coding region runs from base 332 to 2029 and encodes 565 amino acids.